Molecule: messenger RNA, 1809 nt
Organism: Amborella trichopoda
Lineage: Eukaryota; Viridiplantae; Streptophyta; Magnoliopsida; Amborellales; Amborellaceae
Gene: HCC2
Product: Thioredoxin superfamily protein
Biological process (GO): mitochondrial respiratory chain complex IV assembly
Source: RefSeq, a predicted model, not a curated record
CAUAGAUUUGUAUGGGUGAUAACAUAUGGUCCUUAGGGUUUUUGCCCCUGCAAGUUUCUCUCUCUCCACAGUUCUUUUCCUGAACAGUUAUUUGGUUCUCUAUCCAAAACAUUUCAAACUUGGAGAUCAAGACUGCUUCACCUGAUUCUUCUAGGAAGAGAAACCUCUCUCUCUCUCUCUCUCUCUCUCAAACUCUGUGUUAUUAGAAAAACCUGCUGCCCUAAAGGAAAGCCCUCUUUCUCUCUCUAGUCUGAUGUUACCAGAAGGAGGCUCCCCACCUUAGUCAUGCCUUUGUCUCGUAGCCUCGUGUGCGCCUCUUCAACUGCUAUUCGCCUAUGUUUUCGGAGCCGAUCAAGAGAUGGAGUUCGAAUCGUUAACAUGCAUUGCUCUUUUUGGAACUUCCAGUCUUGUGGAUAUUCAACAUCUCAUAAUUUCAGGAGGGAAAAGCCAAAGCAGCUAAAUCCUUUACCAGAUAAAUCGCAUUCUCGUUCAUGGAGUGAUUACAUAGUGCCAGUGGCAUUUCUAAUGGUUGCUGGAGCAGGUGUAGCAAUUCACUAUAAUGAUGAGAGGAGAGCAACUCCAAAAGGUGCUGGAGGUGCAGCAAAAACAAUUAGCAGGCCUGCGGUCGGAGGCCCUUUUAAGCUUGUCAAUACAAAUAACCAAAUCGUAACUGACCGUGAUUUCAGAGGGAAUUGGACCCUCCUAUACUUUGGAUACACAUCAUCUCCUGAUGUUGAUCCUAUGGAAAUUCAGAAGAUGGUUCGGGCUAUCGAUGUGCUAGAAAAAGAACAUAAUAUGAAGGUAAAUCUAGUUUUUAUAACCCUCGAUCCUGAGCGAGACUCCCCUUGGCAUUUGCGAGCUUACCUCAAAGAGUUUGAUCCCAAGAUAGUAGGAUUGACGGGACCCAUUGAUGCGAUAAGGCAGGUGGCACAUGAGUACCGUGUUUUUUUUAAGCGGGUGGGAGAAGAUAAUCAAGAUUACCUUGUUGAAUCUUCACACAACCUGUACCUGAUGGACCCAAACAUGGAACCUGUGAAAUUAUUUGGGGUGGAAUACGAUGCUGAGCAGUUAUGUUAUGAUAUACUACAAGGGAUCAAGAGUGUCUCCGGAUCAUGUGCGAAAUGAGGCCAUGCAUCGAUUCGCUCUCAGAAAUGGGCUCACUUUUGGUGAGAAAGUAGGGGGGUUGUGGUGAUUUAUUUGCAUGGCCCAAUGCCAAGCUUUAAAGCAGGGGCUGUGUAAUCCAAGGAUGCACGUAGGGUUUGCCUUGCCGCCCCAGCAAACUCCAUCUCUUUGCCACCUUCGCCAAUUGGUUGGUCAAAAACACUUUUGCUUUGCGCACCAUCUUUCCCUCACUACAAGUACUGUAUACGCCACACACACAAAGAGAGUAUGCAUUCAACAUACUUUAUGCAUUCAUUAUGCUUUUGCAGAUAGAGAAGAGAGAUGGCUUCCCAGUCUUUAAUGGAGACAGGAAGUUUGGAAUAUCAGGGAUGCCUAAUUUGCUUAUAUAAGUGUUUAAAAAAGGAAUGAACCGGACGGAACCAGCUGGUUCACAUUGGUAAAUGAUGGGACCGGUUUGGUUUUGCUGAAAUAUUAGGUACCUGUUAGUUCUUGUUGGGAACCGGUUGGUUCUCUUUUUCCACCUGUCUUUUUUAAUAUUCUCUCAAUAAUUCUUUUUAAUUUUUUAUUGGUCGAUACACUCGGCCGGAUUUCCAUUCUGAACCUGUUUUUUGGAUGGGCGAUUUGGGUCGUGGAUGUAUUUUUAGACCUUGGUUUAGAUAGUGAGGACAAAUCUGCUUUUACUUUUGA